Messenger RNA from Tarenaya hassleriana, 662 nucleotides. RefSeq names its product leucine-rich repeat extensin-like protein 3. NCBI's taxonomy places the organism in Eukaryota, Viridiplantae, Streptophyta, Magnoliopsida, Brassicales, Cleomaceae. The record is from RefSeq and is a predicted model, not a curated record. The transcript has a single exon. The annotation marks the transcript as partial.
CCUCCUCCAGCACCUCCGCCGAUACCUCCUCCGGCACCACCGCCUGCUCCACCACCAAAUCCACCUCCAGCCCCUCCACCGGCACCACCGCCGAUACCUCCGCCAGCACCCCCACCGGCACCACCGCCAAAUUCUCCGCCAGCCCCUCCACCGGCACCACCUCCAGCUCCUCCACCGGCACCACCUCCAAAUCCUCCUCCGGCACCUCCACCGGCACCCCCUCCGAAUCCUCCACCGUGGCCUCCGCCUGCUCCACCACCGAAUCCGCCGCCGGCACCACCUCCAUGGCCUCCGCCUGCUCCACCUCCGAAACCCCCACCGGCACCUCCUCCAGCGCCACCACCGAACCCACCACCAUGGCCUCCCCCAACGCCACCGCCGAAUCCUCCUCCUUUCCCACCACCAAAUCCGCCGCCGGCACCUCCACCACCACCAGCGCCACCGCCGAAACCACCUCCGACGCCACCCCCGCCAAAGGUUUCUUUCUCAAGUUUCCUACACUCGGCGACCCCUAUGACGACCACCACAACCAUCAACGCCAAAAACCCAAAACGUACGGAAACCUUCCCCAUCUUUGCCAAAAAAAGUUAGAAAAAACAAGAACUUUCAAAGUUUCUCGUCGAGUAUAUGCUUUGAGCUCACCCUAAUGAGCCUAUUUAUAG